This is a messenger RNA of Cyprinodon tularosa, 1607 nucleotides long. Its product is annotated as transformer-2 protein homolog alpha-like. Bases 713 to 1294 code for a protein of 193 amino acids. Gene Ontology annotation, biological process: positive regulation of mRNA splicing, via spliceosome. The record is from RefSeq and is a predicted model, not a curated record. NCBI's taxonomy places the organism in Eukaryota, Metazoa, Chordata, Actinopteri, Cyprinodontiformes, Cyprinodontidae. Gene Ontology annotation, cellular component: spliceosomal complex. Gene Ontology annotation, molecular function: RNA binding. The transcript has 9 exons.
AUUAUAGAAGGCUGCUGUUGUUAGGCGGUGUGGGGGAGAAACGGCUAGUCGUGCGUUGUGCUUUCUCAAGAUAUAACAUUUCAGCUCAAUCUCUCGCUGUUGCACACAUUUUAAAGUCGUUUCGUUUCUCUCACUCUAUAAUGAGCGACAACGAAAAGGAGUUCAGGGAGCAGGUUAAGGUGGGAAGAAAGGAAAAUGGCCCAAGACGUGUCAGAUGUGACGUUUUUAAUAUUUGAAGCUGAUGGGGUUGAUGCAUGCUAAUGUUUUGGAAGCUGAAAAGAAGCGAUCAAGAUCUGGCCUCACUUCUAGUGUUGUAAUGGCAGAUGGUAAAAGGGGGAAGAGGAGGAGGAAAAAAGAAGUCAGAUUCAAACGGAAGAAAGAAGAAAUGAAGGGUUGUUAUGAAGUAAUGAAGUGAACGAAGUUAUGAAGUUAAGAUCAGAAGUAUAACUGGGACUCUCGGGGAGGCUCAAGGAGUGCAUCCCCAAGGGGCUCGGCAAAAUCCACCAGCCACUCUCCUGCACGCUCCAAAGAUGGCUCCCGGAGAUCUCAGUCCAGAUCUCGCUCUCAUUCCAGAUCAAAAUCCAGAUCAAGGUCCCAUCGGAGCUCACGCAGGCGGUACUCCCGGUCCCGUUCCCGCUCUCGGCGCAGGCGUUCAAGGAGCCGCUCUCGAAGCUCGGAUUACCGUAGACGCAGGAGCCAUAGCCACUCCCCCAUGUCGAAUCGGCGCAGGCACAUUGGCAACAGGGCCAACCCAGAUCCCAGCGCCUGCUUGGGUGUGUUUGGUCUGAGCCUUUACACCACUGAGAGGGACCUGAGGGACGUCUUUUCUAAAUAUGGCCCACUGGCUGAAGUCAACAUAGUGUAUGAUCAGCAGUCACGUCGCUCGAGAGGUUUCGCCUUUGUUUAUUUUGAAAACAGUGCCGACUCAAAGGAGGCCAAGGAGCAUGCUAACGGCAUGGAGCUGGAUGGGCGCAGGAUCAGGGUGGAUUUUUCUAUCACCAAAAGAGCUCACACCCCAACUCCUGGGAUCUACAUGGGACGUCCGACCUAUGGUGGUGGCGGCGGCGGCGGCGGAGGUGGUGGUGGUGGUGGUGGUGGAGGUGGUAGUUCAUCACGACGAUUUUCUAGGGAGUACGACAGGGGCUAUGAUAGAGGGUACGAUCGAGGUUAUGAUCGCGACUACGAUCGCUACGAAGAGCGAGAUUACCGAUCGUACAGACGCAGAUCACCGUCGCCAUAUUACAGCAGAGGUUACCGCUCACGAUCUCGAUCCUACUCACCACGUCACUACUAGGCAACGAGGAUCAUCAACAGUGGUGGUGUUAACUUCCCAAUGCUUUUUUUUUUCUCCAUUUCUGUGUGUGAAAGGGACUUUUGCAUGUGUUAAUCUGUAAAAACGUUUUAUUUUUAUCUGCAACAAUGUCAAAGCCAGUGCUAAGUUUUUAAGUUUGAAUUAAUCAUAGAGGUCCAAAGUUUUUUUUUUUUUUUUUUUUUUUUUCUUUCAUUCUUCUCAGUUGUGUUCUUUUCCUGAACAUAAUUCUGUAUGUCAACUCAAGAAAAAAAGUCUUUUAAAAUAAUUGGAACAAUAAAUGCAUUGCUUUAAUUGA